Molecule: messenger RNA, 1504 nt
Organism: Arabidopsis thaliana (thale cress)
Lineage: Eukaryota; Viridiplantae; Streptophyta; Magnoliopsida; Brassicales; Brassicaceae
Product: pfkB-like carbohydrate kinase family protein
Exons: 4
Coding region: 144-1283 (379 amino acids)
Biological process (GO): D-ribose metabolic process; carbohydrate phosphorylation; D-ribose catabolic process
Cellular component (GO): cytoplasm; nucleus; chloroplast nucleoid
Molecular function (GO): ribokinase activity; kinase activity; ATP binding
Source: RefSeq, marked reviewed
UUUGGUUAACAUAUAAAUAACAUUAAUGAUCAUAACAAACAUGGAUAUAUCUUUAACUUACAUAUAAUUCUCAGAUAUGUUUAGUUGUUGGUUCUGAGUUGUGACAUAACAGCGAUUUCAUAAAAGCCAAAAAUCAAAUAACGAUGAUGAAAGGGAUCUCUUCAGUUUCUCAAUCGAUCAAUUAUAAUCCAUACAUCGAAUUCAAUCGACCGCAGCUUCAGAUCAGUACUGUGAAUCCCAAUCCAGCUCAAUCUCGAUUUUCCCGCCCUCGAUCCCUCCGUGUUCUCUCACUCUCCGCCGAUCCAUCGGCAAAUCGGAAUCCUAAAUCAGCCGUUGACGCACACGCGCCGCCACUGGUGGUUGUGGGAUCUGCGAACGCCGAUAUCUAUGUGGAGAUCGAGAGAUUACCCAAGGAAGGGGAAACGAUUUCGGCCAAGACAGGGCAAACGCUCGCCGGAGGAAAAGGCGCGAAUCAGGCGGCGUGUGGAGCGAAGCUAAUGUAUCCGACUUACUUCGUUGGUCGUUUGGGAGAGGACGCGCACGGGAAGCUAAUAGCUGAGGCGUUGGGCGAUGAUGGGUGUGGGGUUCACUUGGACUACGUGAGAUCUGUGAAUAAUGAGCCGACGGGACACGCGGUGGUGAUGCUUCAGUCGGACGGUCAGAAUUCGAUCAUUAUCGUUGGUGGUGCAAAUAUGAAAGCUUGGCCUGAGAUUAUGAGCGAUGAUGAUCUUGAGAUUGUGAGGAAUGCUGGUAUUGUGCUUCUGCAAAGGGAGAUCCCAGAUUCCAUCAAUAUUCAAGUUGCUAAGGCUGUGAAGAAAGCAGGUGUUCCAGUCAUCCUUGAUGUGGGAGGAAUGGAUACGCCUAUACCAAAUGAGCUAUUGGAUUCCAUUGAUAUCUUGAGCCCCAAUGAAACUGAGCUCAGUCGCUUGACAGGAAUGCCAACUGAAACUUUUGAACAGAUUAGCCAAGCUGUUGCAAAGUGCCAUAAGUUGGGAGUUAAGCAAGUUCUAGUAAAACUCGGGUCCAAAGGAUCUGCACUAUUCAUACAAGGGGAAAAACCAAUCCAGCAGUCUAUCAUACCGGCUGCACAAGUGGUUGAUACUACAGGAGCUGGGGAUACUUUCACUGCAGCAUUUGCAGUCGCUAUGGUAGAGGGCAAGUCCCAUGAGGAAUGCUUGAGAUUUGCUGCUGCAGCUGCCUCUCUUUGUGUCCAAGUAAAGGGUGCAAUACCGAGCAUGCCUGACCGAAAAUCUGUUUUGAAGCUCCUUAAAUUUAGUAUCUAAAACUGAUACUCUUUUCAAGUCCUCUUAUCAAUAAAAGUUGUUCAGAUUUCAUCCUCUAUUUUCAUUUUUUUUUUCUUUUUCAUUUCACUCAAAUUUUAUAAACAAAAACACAAUUCACCAGAAACAAGUCUUAGUUAAGUCAAUUGUCCAAAGCAUGCUGACGCAGGCAGUGGCCUAAGCAACUAACGAGAAUCUCUUUUUUCUUCUUCUUUGAAAGCAAC